Temnothorax curvispinosus is the source of this 2227-nucleotide messenger RNA. Its product is annotated as kelch-like protein 5. The transcript is spliced from 10 exons. The record is from RefSeq and is a predicted model, not a curated record. Gene Ontology annotation, molecular function: protein binding. Bases 208 to 1956 code for a protein of 582 amino acids. Lineage: Eukaryota; Metazoa; Arthropoda; Insecta; Hymenoptera; Formicidae.
UUUACGCAAAAACGCGUCGAUUAAGCCUAAGUGCAACAAAAUCGGUGAGGAGGCUACUAUUCUUCAGAUUUACCCAGUUUUCCUUUGUCUCUAUUAUACUUCGGACAUUCACGAGGUUUAGUUGUAAGAAUAAAGUUUAUUAAGUAUACACAAUCUUUUGAGUCAACCUCGCAUCUAGAACGAACAGCUUUUCAAGUAGUGCCCACAAUGUCAUGCGUGUCCAUCUCGCCGAAGCACGCGGAAAGUAGCCUCCGAAUUAUGGAGAGUUAUCUGCACAAGCAACAGUUGACAGACGUCACGCUGAUCGCGGGAAAUAAGCGUGUCCCAGCUCAUCGAAUAGUACUCAGUGCUGGCUCUGAAUAUUUUGCUGCCAUGUUCACAAGCUCUCUGCGAGAGUCGGCACAAAAUGAAAUAAAAUUAAUGGAUGUUGAUGGAGAUGCUUUAUGGGCUUUGGUUCUUUAUUGUUAUACAGGUUGCAUAGAAUUACAGGAAGAUAGCGUAGAGACUCUACUUGCAGCAGCAUGUUUGUUACAAUUGAAUCCAGUCAUUAAAGCGUGCUGUCAGUUUUUCGUCAAACAACUUCACCCAAGCAACUGUCUGGGCAUACGGACGUUUGCCGAUACGCAGGGUUGUUCGGAAUUGCUUGAAUACGCACACGCAUACACUACCAAACAUUUCAUGGAAGUUACAAAAAAUCAAGAAUUCUUACUGCUAUCUGCCAAUGAAGUUGCCAAGUUGCUUGAGUCUGAGGAUCUUAAUGUUCCCUCGGAAGAAACUGUCUUUCAUGCUCUAGUGACUUGGCUGGAACACGAUCCAGAAAACAGAAGCAAAGAUGCCAGUAAAUUAUUAGGUUUAGUCAAAUUACCGUUGCUAUCACCCGCGUUUAUAGCUGACAAUAUUGAGAGUAACGAAAUGUUCAAAGACCAACGAAUGGUGCAGGAAUUAGUAAUGGAAGCAUUGAAGUAUCAUUUGCUGCCUGAACGACCUUUGCUUCAAACAGGUAGAACGAAACCCAGAAAAGCCACUGUAGGUACGUUGUUAGCUGUCGGAUGGAUACUCACCAAUGAAGGUGCACAAUUUGUAGAGGCAUUUUCAUUACGCGAUAAUGCCUGGAGAUCUCUAGAUAAACCCUGGUCACUCAUAACCUGUAGACUACACUAUGGCGUAGUAGUAGUCGAUAAAAAAUUGAUUGUCGCGGGCGGUAUAGACGUCACAGGCCUCCACGGGACGAUUAGUAUGGACGAUUUGAAAGUAUCGAACACAGUAGAAUGCCUCGAUUUAUUCUCCACUCUUACGUGGAGCACUCUACCCUCUAUGAAUGUUCGUCGAUGCGGAUUAGGAAUGGCAGUCUUAGGUGGACUUUUAUAUGCUGUUGGUGGUCACGACGGUCGUUGUUUUCUUAAUGCGGUAGAGAGAUGGGAUCCGGGAACAGGUCAGUGGAGUUCAAUAUGUCCUAUGUCCGUACAAAGAUAUAGAGCCGGUGUAGCUGUGUUAAAUGAUAAAUUGUACGCUGUAGGAGGAAGAGAUAUCAAUUCCUGCUUGAAUACAGUAGAAUGUUACGACCCGCACACGAACAAAUGGACACCGUGCGCACCUAUGUCGAAGAGACGAGGCGGCGUAGGCGUAGGAGUAGUGAAUGGUUGCCUUUAUGCACUCGGUGGUCACGACGCUCCAGCUAGCAAUCCCAAUGCUAGCAGAUUCGAUUGUGUAGAAAGAUAUGAUCCUAAAACCGAUACGUGGACUAUGGUUGCGUCAAUGAGUGUGCCCCGGAGUACAGUUGGUGUGUGCGUAUUAGGUGACCGACUUAUGGCCGUGGGAGGACACAACGACCGACAAUGUCUCACACUAGUGGAAGCCUACGAUCCACAUCUCAACGAAUGGGAACCUGUUGCUCCUCUUAAGGCUGGCCGUGCGGGACCCUGUGUUGUUGUAAAAAAUUUAACCAAUAACAUGUAGAUUAUUUUUACUAAACGAUCAGUAAUUGGACUUGCUAAUUAUGCAAUUUAUAUUUGUAAUGAUUUAGGUGUUUCAGAAAUAAGACAGAAUCUACUCUCUUGUGAUAUUGCAUGCAUGUUAAAAUAGUCACAUUGUUAUUUUUCUGAAACAAUUUUAGAUAAUUUUAUAUUUAAAUAAGUAUUAUAUUUCUUUUUAGUUUGUAACAAUUUUUGUAGGAUUUUUACACAUUUUCGUACUGUAUUGAAAAAAUUUCAACCAUUGUAACUAUCAA